AUGAGAAGCCUCGGAGAAAAGCCGCUGCGUCAGGGUGCCCCUGGAGCCACUGCUGCAGGUGACAGCAUGCGAAAAGGUGGCGGUAGAGCGCUGAACAGGCGAGCCUCUGCCGAUAAAAUUCUUACAGCCGAACAUAUCCCCGUUCCAGUACAUUUUAAGACAGGAGAAGUGAUUGGUGAUAGAAGCUGCCUCUUCAGAUCAGUUAGUCUCCUCUUAUAUGGCCAUCAAGACAAUCAUCAAAGAAUAAGGCAAGAUGUUCUCAGUUAUAUGGAACAGAAUUGGCCGGAGUUGAAUAGUUUUGCUCUCAUAAAUGAGCAAAAGCUAAAAAACUUCGAAAAUUAUUAUAAUCUAAUGAAAGAAACUAGCACUUAUGGAAUAAGCCUAGAAAUCCUCUGCCUAUCAGAAGUAUUUAUAUUGAAAUUUAGAGUAUACCACAUACACAGAACAGAAGAACUAGAACAAGUACACCCAGAAUUAGGAGAAAGAGUCACAGAACAACGAUUUAUCAACCCAAAUCGAACAAUAUUGAAAAACAAACAGCUCGCGCAGUUAGAACUAGAACAAAUGAAAAAACAAGUUGCUGAAGAAAUAUUUGCCAUGGAGACAAUACCAGCAAAAAUAGAAGAUCCCGAAAUAGAAACGACCUUAAAAAGUGAAGCAACUACUACCACUCCGAUCACGGAAAAACCAAAAUUCAUAGACCAACAUGUUGACCCCAUUAUGGAAAUUGACGAAAUCGAAAUGGAAGUCCAACAGAAGAUCAUCAAAUGGAAGGGAAGUAACCCAAUAAAUCGACCAGGUCUUCCCAGAUUGAGAAUAAAUCAGUACACCGACAAUACAAUAAAAGCGCUGCUGCACUGGGGUGUCGAAUCCGAAAGUACAAUGAGAGGGUUAAACGAAUAUUCAACAAAAACCCCCAAUCUUUCUACAGAUCUUAAUUACCCGGAUAAGAACGAAAUGAAGGAAUACUGGACGAACAUAUGGGCGAAUUGCCAACAGCAUCAAGAAGACGCAUACUGGAUAGAUCAGGAAGUGGAACGUGCUGCCUACGUGCAGCACAUGCAACCGGUAAGACUAACUGCGCGAGGAAGGAGCCAGGGGUCAGGGCCGACCCCAACCGUCACGCUGGUGGGCGCCUGGAAGUGUUGCCUGCCUUGGUGCGGCGCACAAGACGCCAAGGCACCAUCAAAUCGUACGCAAAUAUCGCCUAGUACCACCACGGAAUCUCCAGUAGACGCAGAACCCCACCACUCCGUCCUUGAAUCCAGUAGCAGUGAUUUAGUACCCCACGUUUCAGCUGUACAGAGGUCUCCACAAGCAGGUACACUUACCGAUAUUCUAGAGGAGGAUUCGGAGGUACUUUUGGAGGAAGAGGAAGACGAAGACGAGGAGAGCGCACCAUUACAGCCCUUAACGACUCGUUUAACCUUUCAAAAAAAGAAAAAUGCGCCCUCUCCUAACCUCAGUGUGAAACCGUCAUCAGGACCUCGGAAAUACCAAAUAACGAGGUCGACAAUAUCUUCGACCACCUCCAGCGAAACACCAGGAGGUGGUCCUCAGGUCACACCGCAAAACCAAAGUAAAAUGCAAGCAGAACAGGGUACCAUCGGGGAUCUGCAGAAGUACCACAACCGAUAUUUGAGGAAUAGGCGUCAUACUCUGGCUAAUGUUCGGGAUAUCCAGAAAAUGAGGCAAAAAACAAUGGCUUCUGAGAAAUGCAUGUAUCUACGAAAUUUUGUCAUUUGCUUGAUAACCACUACAGAUAAAACAGUCAGAAUUCUGUGA
Molecule: messenger RNA, 1785 nt
Organism: Ceutorhynchus assimilis (cabbage seed weevil)
Lineage: Eukaryota; Metazoa; Arthropoda; Insecta; Coleoptera; Curculionidae
Source: the annotation of a GenBank genome assembly